Plasmodium falciparum 3D7 is the source of this 1830-nucleotide messenger RNA. It is a transcript of the gene GEXP04, whose product is annotated as PRESAN domain-containing protein. The record is from RefSeq and is a predicted model, not a curated record. Lineage: Eukaryota; Apicomplexa; Aconoidasida; Haemosporida; Plasmodiidae.
AUGGAUACUAAAGAUUUCUUAAAAAGGUUAUUUUUAAGAUAUAGUGUUGGGAUAUUCCUGGGAUUAUUUUAUAUUGUCCUUUUGAACAUAUGUAAAUAUGAUGGGAAAGCACGUUUAAGUAAGAGCUUCAUGAGUAGAUGUCCUAGGAGUUUAUUGGGAUUAGAGGAUUCGAAAGAAUAUUUUGCUGACGAUAUGAAUGAUGACAUGGUUUAUGAAUCUAGUGUAUAUUUAACGGAUGAUACACUGAAGCAUAUUAUGUAUGAUAAUUAUGCACGUUUAUCUAAUUAUGUAAAUUCUGAAGAUACGCACUUGGAUGAUGAAUUAAACGAAAUGUCAUACGACGAAAAUGUCGAAACAUCCAAAGGUGAGUAUGAUGAAUUGUACGAUUUGGAUGAAUUAGCUGAUAAUUUGAAUGAAGAGAAUAAUAUGAAAUCAAAGAUGGAUGAAACUGAGAUAUACGAUGUGGGAAAAUUGAAAGAAACAUUCAUUGAUUAUUAUAAUGAUAGGAAAAAAGCUGAUUCUAAAUUGAUAUAUGUAGGUAAAAGUUUAAGACAUCUUUUGUUUGAAAAUUAUAUGGAUGUUCCAAAAAAUGUUGACAAAUUAUUAAUUGAGGAAGAAUCAAAUGAUAAUAUAUCCACAAAGAUAGAUGAAGAAGAAAAAAAUAGGUUUAAUGAUGUAAUAAUAUUAAAAGAAGAAGAGAAACCAUUAUUGAGAGGUAUAUCAAAUAAUGAAGUACAAAAUGAUAUAUAUGAGAAAAAUAAGAAAUACAAAAAAGAAUCAGAAGAUAUUGAAUUAUUUAGACAAGAUGAUUUCAGUGAAUUAUUAGACGACAUUUUACUUUUACAGCUAGAUGAAGAAAAUGAUUCUAAUUGGAAAAAAAUAUUAAAAGAUUAUAUGAAUGAUACUGUACAAAUUGACGUGGAAACUAUAUUUGGUGAUGAUUCUUUUAGAAAAGAUGAUGAAGACAAAAUUAAUAUUUCAUACGUAAAAGAAUACAAACCUAAAGAUGAUAAUGUAAAAAAAAUAUUAGAUGAUAUAUUGAGUUAUAAAAAUAUAAAAGAUAUAAAUAAACUAAUUAAUUAUUUUAGAAAAUAUUCAGGAGUUUCUAAUAAACUAAUUGUAGAAUGUGUAAAUUAUUUAUUAUAUCAUUUAAAUACGGAAGAAGCUAAUAAUAAAAGUCUUGAUGUUUUAAUUGAAGAAUUGAUGCAAUGUGAUGAGAAUAAUAUAUUUAAAAAAAAUAAGAAAUUGUUUAAAUAUAUAAAAAAUGAAGGAAUAAAGAAAGAAUAUGAAUUAGAUUUCAAUAUUGAGAAGAACGACAAAGAAACAAACGUAUAUUCUAAUGAAAAAGAUUUCUCAAUAAAUGAAGAUAUUUCAUCACUGAAAAGUUAUAACAUGUGUGUAAAAAAAUGUUCUGAUUUAUGGUUGAAUGUAAUGAAAAAUGAAAGAGGAAAAUUUAAUCAUAUAAUAACUGAUUUAUAUAGGUUUUAUAGGACUUUAAUAAAAAAGUAUAAAGUUUCAGGUAAUUUCGCUUUUAAUGAAUGGACUGAGGUCAAUUCGAAUAUUCGAUUAUACAUGAAAAAUGCAGAAAUAUACCUCAAUACAUUAUUUAAUCAAUGGAUUAAUAAUAAUAGACUAAAUAUAGGAGAAUUUAAAAUGCUUGUUAUGAUUAAUAGAUUUUUAUGGAGAAAAAUUAAGAAGGAUCUAUAUGAUACAAAUAAGAAAAAUAUAUCUAAGCCAUUUCAAGAUAAAAUAAAUGAAGAGAAUACGAAGAAAAAGAAAGUUACAGAUAAAUACAAGAAGAUAUAUCAAGAGAAAAAUAAAAAUAUUUAA